CACGGGGGAAUGUUUAAAUUAAUCAUUUGCUUUUCCUGUUAACAAUUGCUAUAUAAUGUUUAUGAGAGCAGAUUGCCGAUGAAAACUGGAGCAUACAAACUGGGAAAUAUCCUUUACUUUAGUAAUUUAAUACUGAGAUGAAUCAACCGUUUGAUAUUUACUCUGUGACCUUGUUUAUUUUGUUUUCGGCAUUAUUAUUUGAAAAUGUUGAAAGUGAUACUGCCAAGAUGGAACCUGAUGAGAUUAAAAACGAAUGGAUUCAAGAUUUUAAAUCCAAUAUUGAAACCUUUGCAGAAGAGGUUUUAAACAUAACGGAAAUUAAGAAGCAUUUAACAAAUAAUAGAAAAAAUGACGAAGUGAAGUUAAUUGACGAAUUGAUUGAAUUUAAUCGGAUAUAUAAGAAAGUUUCAUUUCGUUUGGCGAACGUUCGUUAUGUUGUAUUAAAUUUGUCGACUGCCAUCGAAAGUGAACUUGAUGCUCACGAACAGGGGCUGCCAUCUAAAGCAUUGGAACCAUUGCCUGUAUGCUGUAAUGUUAAUACGAGUCCAGGAAGUUACGAAGGCAGGCUUCGGCAAAACGUUGACCUUAACAAGCCUUGUAUUGGAACAAAGGGUGGUAAUCUGUUUCGAACUGAUGUCUGGGCCUCUCUACAACAUUUGCAGCAAAGCUAUGUGGAUACACCUACAGUGCUGUGGCAAUACUUCUCUACUACGGACGGUUAUUUUACACAGUACCCCUCCAGUAACCGUCACUGUGACAGCCAGGGGAAUCUCAUUAGCCCUCUCACACAGGAAUGGUUUGUGGAUAAACUGUUUAUGGAAAGGAAGAACAUUAUGAUAGUGUAUGAUGUAGGGGCUAGUUCUGACUUGGUUGUCGGUCCUGCAAACAUGACUGCAAGCACGUACAUCCACGAGGCCGUCCUACGUAUUCUGGAUACCUUGACACCCGAUGAUCAAGUGAAUGUAGUGGCCUUCAAUGACACAGCACAUGUUCCCACACAGUGUGGCAGCAGGUUAUUCGUAGCCAAUCAGGUCAACUGUGACAAAAUUCGUCGGUUCCUCAGCUUGACUGCUGUCCCUGGAGGUGGUUCGGACUAUACCAGCGGACUUCUGAAGGCGUACAACUUGUUGAUGUCAGAAAAGCAGCAGCUUCCUGACAAAUUUCGUACACUUUCAACUCAGCUGAUAUUCCUUACUGCCGGAAAACCAACUAACAUUGACGUUGAAAAACUCUUCACCACCAUUUCGAACAAACAACAAGCACUGGACAAGAAGGUUCAUCACUUUGUCUACACAUUUGACACAAGUCUUGGCGAAGGAGCGAAAGAAAUCCUAUCUGGCAUAGGACACCAAGAGCUGCCUGGAUGGCCGAAAGUUAGUAGUUUGAAUGUUACCUUUACGCCUCCUGUUGGCCCUCGUGGGGACUUCCAAUUAUACAAUGCAAAUGGAUUCGUGCACGGUGCUGCUACCUAUUACAACAAGUUAGAGUCCUUGGCCAAACCAAACUCUAGUAUUACUAUAAUCGGCCCAAAACCUGAUCCACAUUCCGGUCUGAUCAUGACUUCCACGAUUCCAGUAUUUCACAACAAAACGUUAUAUGGUGUGGCGGCCAUCGAUACCUCCCUGCCAACCAUAUUUGCUGAAAUACUUCAUUUCGAUAUUGGAGUUCAUAGCUACGCAUAUCUCAUGGAAAGCCAGCAUGGACACGUCCUGUUGCAUCCUAAACUUAACGCUCCUGGGGAAAUCCUGCAGGAAAGUCCCCUAUUUCCUCACUUGUCGGUGGUGGAGCCAACCCUGAACAAGGUUCAAGUAUUCAAUCUCACGCAUGCAGACACUGAGAUACACCAGCUCAGAGCACAGGUGCCAAUGGGGAGGAGCUCAUUCCAGUCUGGGACACCACUUGACAACUCGACGCCACAGAACGCCACACUAGUAUACUCCAAAAUAUACGGCACACAGUUUGUACUCGUCCUCGUCAAGUUUGACUUAGACAGAGAUAUCCUUAUUCCAAAACAUCUAGCUCAGGACUUUAAACUACAUGCCCCAUAUCAUCGUCUGGAUGAGAUAUUUCAGUCCCCGAUUCACAACAAGCCCCAAGACUCGGAUGUUUGUUCUUUCCAUGACAACUUCAUCGCUACUAAAGAGUCGGUCAUUAAGCUAUCGCCAUCAGUUUUUGUGCAUCCUGAGCAGUACAAGUACUCUAAAGAAGAUGUCAACCAGAUACUCGAGAUAAACAGCUUUUUGGAACAUUCUAAAAACACCACUUUAAUUAGACAUGAAAUAAAAGAGGAAAUUGAGCACAUUUUGAGAUCCACUAAUGAAAUUGAUGAUUUAUGGAGACCUACAGCCAAACGGGUCUUGGAGAGAUAUUUUGGAACACCCACGGGAGUUUUGAGAAUAUUUCCAGGGAUGCCUUUUCGAAAUACCUACAACCAUGUCCGUCAGUUAUGGUUUAGAAAAAGUGUUGCCCUACCACAUCAGUUUGUGUUUUCAUCAGGACCAUUCAGUCGCUUCCGUGACAGAAAUAUGGUAUUAAUGAGUAAAGCAGUAUCAGACAAUAGAGAGACGGAUUCCCAGAUUUCACCUUUGGUGAAACAGCUUCAAGGUGUGGUAGGCGUGGUCAUCUCACAUAGACAGCUUACCGCCAUGCUGUACCAGGUUUCAGGCUGUGGAGGAUCCGACCUAGAAUGUCAUCUACUGGAUAAUAACGGGUAUUUUAUAACCUCUGACAGAAGGGUCACAACAUCGCGUCACAUAACACAACGCUUCUCUUGGUUGGCGAGUCAUCUCAUAAAAACCAAAAAAAUGGAGCCCUUUUGGUGUACAAGACUGUCGGAGGGCCAGCAUAGGUUAUCAUACACGAUGAAAGUGACAUUUGACCAGAGAACACAGCCAAACAAGUGCCAGAGUUACGUCAUCGGAUUAGUGACGGGAACCAACUUGUAUCUGUUAGUCCUCUACAACAGGACCAAGUCUGGUUGUGAGAGAAGCUUCAAUGACACAGAUUCAUGUGUGAUAGGUGACAAUGGUCAAUGUCACGAGUGCCUAACCAGUAAUGAUCACUGCGAGAGUCCAUGUCAGUGUUCGGCCGACUUUGACCCGUGUUCCAGUCGCUAUAACCUUCAUGACACGCGCAAUACUGCCUGCUAUAAUGAUCCUCUUGUUGAUGAUCAAGUUCCGCCAUCUUUUCAACCGAAACCACCAAAGAGUGACGUCCCAAGUUGUUCUGUGCCUUGUGUUUCUGUAGAGGAUAAGGAGGAGUGCCUCGGCUUCCCACACUGUCAUUGGGGGGGAGAUGUUAUGGACUUCCCGACCUGUGUCUGGAGGAACAUUUCGGACCUUGCCCCUCCAACAUCAAAGAUGACCACACCAGGAGUACCAAUACCGCCAUUGAAACCCCCUCCGAAGCAGACAAUUAUACCUCCUGGUGCUGGAAGCGCUAUGCCAUCUAUAAUUGCACCAUUAAAGAUAACUACAACGAAUACUUCUCAAACUAUGCCGGUGAAUUUUCCUCCAACGAAAAUCUCAACACAUCAUCCAACAGCACCAAUGUUUAAUAACUACACAAACAUACCCUCAGUGGUACCAACGAAGAUGACAGGUUUCACUCCUGAUAUGAAACAAACAAAAGACAUGACAACCACAUCGACACAGACCACUAUUUCUCGUAGCUCCACUCCAUCCAAACACACCACCAGUGUAGAACAUCCAACCACGUCAACGAUUGAUCCUGCACACAAAACGACACCGUCACGACAAAAUAUGUCUCAAAAGAAUCGCAAAACUGAGAGUACUGACAAUAAAACCGGAUUAGUGGUUGGAUUAAUCGUGGCAGCUGUCGUAUUAACAUUGAUCGUUGGACUAGUUGUUUACAAAGUGAGACAGAGGCUGAAAAGUCAGUCGAAUGGUAAUUACACCAGAAAGGGCAGUGUAUUUGAUGGAGUUUUGUUCAAUAGAACCUCGGACGAAGCAGAGCUCACACAAACGUCUCAACCUUACCAACAAAUCAUGUGACCUUUAAAUACCAUUUAAAUGAGACCCAGAGGAAGUCGUAUGAUCUUAUUACAAUGGAAUCAUUUCAAGGGAGUCUUGGACCAUAAAACUAAUGUAAAAAAUAUCGUUCUUGGUAUGUGCCGGCCUGUUUGAUUGACGUCAAGAAAAAAGGAACUGAAAUUGUAUGGCAACCAAAUCCGAAUAGACGUUUCAACUAUGAUAUCACAAACGAAUGUUGUCGUAGGUUGCAUUGAAAUGACUAAGUGUUGUUGCACAGUUGGCGAUGUGGCCUCGUCUUUGGAGAAUUGUCAAUUUUGGUGACAUUUAUUUCUUUUUCUUUAAUUCAAUUAUCCAGUUACAGUAAUUUUAAAAAUGUCCAUGUUAUGUCAUAAAUAGCACUCAUAUAUUUCUGUGCUGUGUAUUUUAUUAUACAAAUAACAUUAUUAACCAUGUAACUCUUUCACUUGUUCGUAGGGUUUUAUACAAAAAUAGUUUUCCAAUUUGUCUUUGUUAUUCUUUUAUUAGUAGCAAGUUCUUGUAACAUUGCCAUGCUUAUUAUAGCGAUUUUGUUUUUAGUUUCUAAUCUGUAAUUGUGCUUUGACACUUAGGGAGACAUAUCAAGAAACUGUCAAAAGAAACCCAUAAUAACAAUGAUAAAAAGGUACAUUAUGUACAUUGAAAUAUGUUUGAGGUAAGCCAGGUGGAAAAUAAAAUAAAAUGUGUUAUAUUGAAGAUUUCAUGCAUUCAUAAACUAUAUACUGUAAAACAUGUACUACAUACAUGAUUUACUGUUUAAAUAAAAGAGUGUAUCAAGGUUUCACUGUAUACCCGCUGUUAAUUUACUUCUGGAAUGAUAGUAAGCCCUAUUAUAUGAGUGAUGUAUAAGAAUGACACUCAUAAGUAUAUCCUAAGUAAAUCACAACGUCGUCAAAACUCCUUUCAGAGGUUAUGUUGAAUCGAUCAUUACACCAAACUAAAGACAGCAAUUACAUGUAGACUCUGAAGCCUAUGUUCUCCAACUUGACAGUUAUCAUGAAAAGCAGUGCAGUGAACCUGAAAUAAACAUGUAAAAUAUUUAAAAAUCCAGAUGGUAGGAUAUCAAUUACCAUGUAUGGACAGGUGGCAAAGACAACAAAGGAAAUGAAUGUUUAUAGUUAGCAAGUUCAGACAAAAUUUUACGUAUCUUACUAGGCAUAACAAUGCAAAAGAAAACAGAAUAGGAACUUACAAUGGGUCGAGCACUGUUCCAACGAGAUGUUCACCAGUGAGGAAAACAUAUGAUGAUAGAUGUUGCAAAAUUAGGGCAAUUGCACGAUUACAUCAUGACAUUGCACAGAAACUAGCUUUAAUACAAAAUUGAACAAGAGGCCCAGGGGGCCUGUAUCGGUCACCUGGUUAUUUAAGCAAUCAUGGCCCAAUAUUUACAUUUGCUCUGUAAUACCAGUUAGUAACCACUUCAUACAUGUAGGGUAAGAACUUGGAAGCGUUACUAUGGAGACGUUAUAAUUCAUAAAGAAUUAAGGUUGUUACUAUUACUAGCACAUUAGUUGGGUUGGAGAUAAAAAGUAUGUGAUGGCUGUUAAUUUGUCGAAUUGUCUAUAUAAAUAAUACCAAACUUUACCCCCUCCCCAAAGGCAAACGAGGGACCUGGGGCACAUGAAAAUCACAAAGUAUAUAAACCACUCGAAGGCCUUUACAACUAUGAGUAGUAUAUCAUACUAGCAUUUCUGGAACUGCAGAAGAAGAUUUUUGAAAUUCGCCUCCUUUUUCACCCCAAACCCAGCCCCCUAGGGGGUCAGGGUAAAA
Molecule: messenger RNA, 5798 nt
Organism: Mizuhopecten yessoensis (Yesso scallop)
Lineage: Eukaryota; Metazoa; Mollusca; Bivalvia; Pectinida; Pectinidae
Product: VWFA and cache domain-containing protein 1-like
Exons: 25
Coding region: 138-4013 (1291 amino acids)
Cellular component (GO): voltage-gated calcium channel complex
Molecular function (GO): voltage-gated calcium channel activity
Source: RefSeq, a predicted model, not a curated record